GGAAGUAAGGUUCGCUUCGUUGAAUUUAAUCAGUUUAUUUGUGGAUAUAGAUUUAAAGUAACCUCAUACGUGAAAUAGUAUCCAGGUAUAUUGGUAUAUAUAUAGGCCAAAGGUGUAACAUUAGACAGAUAAACACUCAACUACCUAAACACCAUGACAGCUAAUGUGUUGAGAUUUUAUCUACUUUUAACGUUUCUUCCAACGGUAAAGAUGUACACUGAUCUACCGAGAAGCUGUUCCUGUAGCAAUGGUAGGACGAAUACAGGUGUGGACGUAGAUUGUUCUCAUGGCGGAUUUUCUACUGUACCUGAUAACUUACCUGUAAAUACGACUUACCUGUAUUUAAAUAACAACAAGAUAAAACAUCUGUUAAAUAAUCAGUUUGUGAAGUUAACCAACUUAAAAUAUCUGAAUUUGAGUUUCAACCCGAUUAGUGAUAUCCAUGAAAAUGCUUUCAACAAUCUAUAUCAGCUUCAGGUGUUGCAACUCAAUGGACAUGAUCUCAACUAUUCCCAUCAAUCACUACCAGAUGAAGUCUUCAAACCCUUGACAUCUUUAAAACGUUUAAGUAUCCGAUCACAGGUCAAAUAUACAGGGAAUAUCAAACAGUUUACCGCAACGAGCAAGGCGUUCGGCUAUUUAAUUAAUUUGCAACAUCUUAGUGUUGAUUCUUGGAUCAUCGAGAAAUUUAAUUUGGGUUUCUCAAAACUUUUUAAUCUACAAGAACUGGAUUUGUCAAGCAUAGAUUAUACUGAAUUUAAUUGUCAACUACCUUAUAUUACUAAUAAUACUUUCAUUGUCUUUAAAUCAAUUCCGAUUUCAACUAUAAAUUUAAAAGGGUGUGUACUUUAUUAUAUAGACAAGGAUGCCUUUGCUCCAUUACCGAGUCUUGUCAACAUCGUUUUAUCGACGGCAUUUGAAUCUAACCUUGCUAUACCUGAUCUUAUACCUACAUUACAUGUAUUUAAAAACAGAACACUCAAAUCUGUAAAGAUGGUUAAUUGUUUUCCUCAUUUCUGGUAUUUUCAUGUAUCGGGUUAUCCGUUAUCCUUAGACAUACUUUCUGAUAUUUGCAUAGAGUAUUUAGAUCUUUCCAACAAUCAAAUAAAUAUGGUAGACUUCUCAGCUUUUUUGACAGUACCUAUACCACGUUUAACAAAGUGUUUGAAACAUUUGGAUUUAUCAGGAAAUAUUAUAUCAGGCAAAAUAACACACCCACUUGAUUUUUAUCUUCUGUUUCCUAAAUUUGUAAAUCUCGAAUAUUUAGAUUUGUCAAAUCAAAAAAAAUUUCAGAUGGGUGGCAAUAUAGGGUUUCAUGAUAUAGAAACAUCGAAUGUUAGAGUUCCAAUUCAGUUGCCCAAAAACCUCAGAUAUCUGUACGUGGACGGACUAGUUUGGCGUUUGGGAACGUUACCAAUCACUAAUUGUACCGGCGGGUCAAAUAUGAUUUCUCUUAAUAUGUCCUACACCAGAUUAACCUUUUCCUCAAAAAGCAAAAUUAUUGGUUUAGAAAAUUUACAAAUUGUGGAUUUUACUGAAUGUAAUUGCCGUUUUAUAGAUCAAUCGUUUUUUGACACGUUUCCAAAUUUAACCACCAUGAGAUUGAGUAGUGUUAACCUAGAUAAUGAUGUUUUUUUUAAUAUUGGUAAAAGACUUUUUAAACCUUUGAAAAACUUACAAAAUUUAGAUCUGACUAAAAACCUUCUGCGUAUCCUACCUGCUGAUAUAUUUGAUGAUCUAACUGAAUUGAAAACAAUUUCUUUAUCUUUUAAUAACUUGGUCUCCAUUCCUGAUUUGUCAACACUUGUAAAUUUACAUAAUAUAUAUCUCAGUUAUAAUGCCUUGGCUAUCGUUGAUGAACAGACCCGAAGUACAUUGGAUAAACUUACAUCAGACAAAAAUCCUAUACACGUAUCAUUGUUUGGAAAUACGUUUAGUUGUACCUGUGAAUCGUCAAGUUUAUUGGCCUGGUUUUAUCAAACAAGAGUAGAUUUAGAUGGUAGAAAUUAUUCCUGUAUAGACAAGAUGGGUAAAAAAACGACAACACGUCUCAUCACCAAUCAUUUCCGAGCUUUACAACUUCAUUGCGUUUCCAGUACUUGGUUAACAGUAGCCGUGACUGGAAUAAGUUUACUUCUUGUGGCUUUGUUGACAAGUUUUGUGUUCGUUAAAAACAAACUAAAGAUAAAACUGAUUUUGCUACGAAUGAUCGGACGUUAUAUAAAACCCAGAAGACGAGAAGAGUUCCUGUAUGACGUAUGUAUUCUGUAUGCGGAUGACGUGUACCAGUGGGUGUGUCACGACCUGCGUGUAGAGCUGGAGCUCACACGAGGAUAAAAACUUUUUAUUCGUGACAGAGAUGAGAUUCCUGGUGAAGAUAAGCCUGUUGAACUUUACAACACCAUGAAUUCUAGUUGGAGAGUUGUUCUAAUUUUAAGCCCAUGGUUUCUGGCGUCGGACUUUGCAUCAAGCACUAUGUCCAUGUGU
Molecule: messenger RNA, 2487 nt
Organism: Patella vulgata (common limpet)
Lineage: Eukaryota; Metazoa; Mollusca; Gastropoda; Patellidae
Product: toll-like receptor 4
Exons: 2
Coding region: 154-2337 (727 amino acids)
Cellular component (GO): plasma membrane
Molecular function (GO): protein binding
Source: RefSeq, a predicted model, not a curated record